AUGGUGGUAGAGCCCACACAGCGGCCGGAGUCCAGUGAUGACCGCGUCUUGUGCAAGCACGCCACCAUCUAGCCCACAGAGGAGGAGCUCCGUGCCCACUCGGAGUGUGCCCUCUAGCUGGUGUCUGACACAUUGGCGGAGAAGGGCAGGCGCCCAGAGCAGGAGGGCGGUGAUCGGAGCGGUGUCAACCCCUCUGCUCGGAUCCUGAGCGUGUUGCGGGUCGGCCUCCUGGCCAAAGGCCUCCUCCUUCGGGGAGACAGGACGGUGCAGAUGACCCUGCUCUGCUCCCAGUAGCUCACCCGCCUGCUGCAGAGGGUCACGGAGCAGCUGCCCAGACAGCUCCUGGGAAGACUUCUCACAGGUGAUGAUGUAGAGGUCUCCUCUGACCCUGAAGCCAACAUCAUCACCUCAUCCUGUGAGGCGCCCAGAAUACGGGUCACAGUGUCUGUCACCUCUCCCCUAAUGCCGAAGUGUCUCCAGUCACUGGCCGCCCUCCACCAUGCGAAGUGGUUCCAGGCACGAGCCAGCGGCCUACAGCCCUGAGUAACCGUCAUCAGGGUUUUUGAGGACCUCUGCCGGCAUGUGCCAACCUAUGGGGCCCUGCCAGACUGAGCCAUGGAGCUGCUGGUGGAGAAGGCUCCGAGCAGUGCCACGGGGCCCCUGAGCCCCUGGGACGCCAUGCGAGGGGUCCUGGAGUGUGUGGCCUCGGGGACACUCCUGGCAGAUGGGCCUGGGCUCCGGGAUCCCUGUGAGAGAGACCAGAUGGAUGCGCUCGAGUCCAUGCCCCUCCAGCAGGGGGAAGACAUCACAGCCAGUGCCCAGGGAGGAUGGCCAGCCCCUGCGGCUCCCCAGCCCCGGGCCAGCUCAGCCAGGAUGCACCCGGACAACACCUCUUUGCUGGUCCUGGCCGCAGCCACAGACAAAGUACAGUGA
Molecule: messenger RNA, 933 nt
Organism: Eptesicus fuscus (big brown bat)
Lineage: Eukaryota; Metazoa; Chordata; Mammalia; Chiroptera; Vespertilionidae
Gene: ZFR2
Product: zinc finger RNA binding protein 2
Cellular component (GO): precatalytic spliceosome
Molecular function (GO): double-stranded RNA binding; single-stranded RNA binding
Source: RefSeq, a predicted model, not a curated record